AUGGACCAUCCCCAUUCCCAUCAAGCCCGCUCACAACAUCCCCGCGCCCUCGCUCUCUUAUCGGGACAGCAACCGUCGACCAACCCCGCGCGCACAUCCCAGCAACAAUCCGCUAUGGACGAGAAACUCGACGAGAAGGCCUUGAUUGAGGCGUCAGCGCGUCGCGGACUCGGUCACCACCGUGACCCAUCUGCUCCAUGUCCCUGCACGCUUUCGCACUUCCCCUCGCCUUCAAUAUCGCGCUGCUCCCUCUCCUCACAUCCCACUGUUCUCUCUCCGGCGCGACCAUCUCCCUCCUUCGCCGGUUCCGCAUCACCGCGUGCCAUCUCCAGCUGGACUGCACCUACCCCCGCUUACACCCGCCCGCGCGGCCUUCGGAUAGCUAAUCUGCUAAAGCCUUGGAUUCCCAUCAUCUUGUACGCAAUCACAAGCCUCGGCUUCCUCGCUGCCAUCAGCUUUUGGAAGCUUGAGGUUUUCCGAGGUUUAGAUGCACUGUCUCACUGGCUGCAGUCCGACGCCUACGUUGGCUAUGCUGUGAUAUUCAUUCUCAUCUUCAUCACUACAUUCCCCCCAGUCCCUCUGUAUUCCACACUCGUUAUCCUAUCUGGCUACACCUUUGGUGCUUGGACUGGCGCUAUAAUUUCCUACCUGGCUUCUUUGGUCGGCGCACUCACUGUAUUCCUACUCUCUCGGGCCUUCUUCCGCAGCCAGAUUCAGCGCUGGCUCGCAUGUACCGUGACGAUCAAGCGGGUGGUCAGGGCGAUCGAGAAGCGACCCAAGCUUCUCUUCCUCAUCCGUCUUGCGCCCUACCCAUACAACGUUAUGAACUGCCUCCUUGCGGCGUCGUCGAGUCUGACCUUCCGGACGUACACGCUCUGCACCGCGCUCUCGCUCUUCAAGCUCAUCAUUCACACUAGCAUUGGGAGCUCGAUCCACUCAUUUGCGGAGUACCACGUGAAACCGUCUGGGUCGGCAGAGGAGAAUUCGCUGAGCUUCUACUCGACCGUCAUUGGCAUUGCGCUCUGCUUGGCCAUCUUUGUUUAUAUCUCGUACAUCACGCGCAGAGCAGUGAACGACGAGCUGAUGGACGAGGACGGCAGUAGCGAAGAGCGGGUGGCGUUCCUCGCCGGUGAUUCCGACGAUUUGGAAGCGCAGAUGCAUGAAGUGAGACCAGUGCCAGGGAGCUGA
Molecule: messenger RNA, 1188 nt
Organism: Fibroporia radiculosa
Lineage: Eukaryota; Fungi; Basidiomycota; Agaricomycetes; Polyporales; Fibroporiaceae
Exons: 3
Coding region: 1-1188 (395 amino acids)
Biological process (GO): vesicle-mediated transport; mitotic spindle elongation
Cellular component (GO): Golgi membrane
Source: RefSeq, a predicted model, not a curated record